Molecule: messenger RNA, 1990 nt
Organism: Phasianus colchicus (ring-necked pheasant)
Lineage: Eukaryota; Metazoa; Chordata; Aves; Galliformes; Phasianidae
Product: ovocalyxin-32-like
Molecular function (GO): metalloendopeptidase inhibitor activity
Source: RefSeq, a predicted model, not a curated record
UAAAUUGGACUCACAUUAGAUCACCAGCAAAUUACAGCAAUGUAAUCUCUACAGCAAUUUAGGAAAUUGCCGUGGACGCUGCCUUUUGUCCCUGCUUUGUGGUACAGGCUUUCUGUCCCUGCCACCCUGAACUUCAGGUCGCCGUUACUCACAUUGCCUUUGUUAUGCUCUGGAGAAAGGAAACACUGAUAGCAACACUGACAGAGAGCAGGAAAAGGAGGAGAACAUUGGAGGGCAAAGGAAGCUCAAAGGAAGUGAAGGACAGGGUCAGAGCCUCACGGCUCAGCACCGACACAUCGGGGGUCUGCAGGCUUCACCAGCUUAACAGCCAGAAUCUGUAAAAGGUAUUUUAAGCCCUUAUCUCUUUAUGACCCUGACCUACCACAAAACCUCAGCCACCAACACAAAAAGCGCCCGUGUGCUCUAAAUAGAGGCUGUGUCACUGCAGGUACACCGAGUCGCUGCUCCGUGAAACCAGGAAACCUGGUUUCUGUGGGGCAGGUGAGAAGUUCUGCCCCUGCACCUGGUACAGGGAGAGUCAUCCCCUGCGUAAAGCACGUAACCUUUCGCUCAAAGGCAAACCCAAAUGCCAUCACCCCUGGUCCACAACCCCCUUGCUCCCCCCCCGGCAGGUGGGAGGGCUGAGGGAAGGGCAGGACCCGAGCGAGGAGUUCCCCUCAGUGCUUCCCGGGCGGGGAAGGGAGGGCCGUGCCCCCGCUAUUAGUACCGUCCCGCCCGCAUCCCGCCUCACAGCGCUCCGCCAGCAGCAUGCCGGGGUUCCGCGCCGCGCUGCCCGCCGCCCUCCUCCUCCUUCUCCUCAGCUCCUUCCCGCCCGCCGCGGCGGAGCAGCCCCCGUGGCCGUGGACUCCGGGCGCGAUGCACGCGCUGAAUCCCAGCGACCGCCAUGCCUCCAGGGCGGCGUGGACAGCGCUGCACUACAGCAACUACCACGAGGCGUCCCCCAGCACGCUGCGGGCUCUGCGGCAGGUGCUGAAGGCCACCGUCAAGAUCAUUCCAGGACUUGGUGUGAAGUAUUACCUGCAGUUUACUACUGAAGGCUACAUAAACGGGGAAAAUGCUGGGAGCUGCCUUGCUACAGUCUUGUACCUAAAGAAGUCUCCACCUGAAGUCUAUAUCAAGUGUGCGCACACUCAGGAUAAGAAACAAAUCCAAGAAGAGGACAACAAAUUUUACCAUUAUCUUCAUCAUCAAACGAAACCAAUAAUUGCAAAUAAUAUUCCAGACAGCCAUGGAAAUAUUGACCGUGCCCAUCUUCCAUUGUGGGGCUUGGCUAUUGCUGGUAGCAGUUACAUCAUGUUGGAGAAGUCAACAGAGAACUUGGGUUACUUCAUGGCACAAGUCAAGGCUGUGAAGCAGCGGAUAAGGAAGGACAGUGCUGUUGAGUUUGAAUUCAUUGUCUUGCUCCAUGAAACUCCAACACAGAAAAUAGAGCUCUGUCACAUGCACCUCAUUUGGACACUCAGUCCCCCUCUGAGAGUGAAAUACAUCUGCACUUCAGAUAACCACUGGCUCGAAGAUGGAUCAGGACAGGACUAUGGAUCAGCUGCUGGACUGUUUCAUGAAAAGGAAGGGAAUUUUUAAAAGCGAUUGUUAGCUUUAUGCACACAUUAAAUGGGAAACCUUUGUGUAACAGGCCUGAAGUUGUGAUCAUUUUUCAAUCCAAGCCUCAUUACAGUAAAUUUGAAUCAUCUAUUUGUUCCAGAAUGAACCUCUAUAAUUUCUCUAAAUUAAUGUUCUAGGGACCUACCUAAAAACUUUGCUACUAUACAUACACAGAGAAGUAUACACAAGUUGAUUAUGUCAUUAACUUUCUGUUACUUACAGUAACAAAGUUUCUGAACAAAAUUAAUAUAUCAGAUAAAAAUCUUGAGAAAAGUACUAAUCUGUCACUAAGAGAUAUUUGCUAUUUUUUUUGAGAUAGCUACCUGCUGAUUUUUAAAUAACCUCCAAUAAAAUAAAUACCAUUAUA